This is a messenger RNA of Aspergillus clavatus NRRL 1, 2580 nucleotides long. RefSeq names its product ribonucleotide-diphosphate reductase subunit RNR1. The coding region runs from base 1 to 2580 and encodes 859 amino acids. The transcript is spliced from 4 exons. Gene Ontology annotation, molecular function: ATP binding; ribonucleoside-diphosphate reductase activity, thioredoxin disulfide as acceptor. NCBI's taxonomy places the organism in Eukaryota, Fungi, Ascomycota, Eurotiomycetes, Eurotiales, Aspergillaceae. Gene Ontology annotation, cellular component: ribonucleoside-diphosphate reductase complex. Gene Ontology annotation, biological process: deoxyribonucleotide biosynthetic process; DNA replication. The record is from RefSeq and is a predicted model, not a curated record.
AUGUUCGUCUACAAGAGAGACGGACGCAAAGAACGCGUACAGUUCGACAAGAUCACGGCCCGUGUAUCAAGACUGUGUUAUGGUCUUGAUCCUGAACAUGUUGAUGCUGCUGCUAUCACUCAGAAGGUCAUCUCUGGUGUCUACCAGGGUGUCACCACCGUCGAGCUGGAUAACCUGGCUGCCGAGACUGCUGCGUAUAUGACUGUUACUCACCCCGAUUAUGCUAUUCUCGCUGCUCGUAUAGCCGUUUCCAACCUCCACAAGCAAACAAAGAAACAGUUCUCGCUGGUCAUCUCGGACCUUUACCACUAUGUGAACCCAAAGAACAAUAACCCUGCACCCAUGAUCUCGAAGGAGACGUAUGAAAUUGUGAUGAAGCAUGCCGAUGAGCUCAACUCUGCCAUUGUAUACGAUCGUGACUUCAACUACAACUAUUUCGGCUUCAAGACCCUUGAGCGUUCCUACCUCCUGCGAAUCAGCGGCAAGGUCGCAGAGCGUCCCCAGCACUUGCUGAUGAGAGUUGCCGUUGGUAUCCACGGUAAUGAUAUCGAGAAGGCUAUUGAGACCUACCACCUCAUGUCUCAGAAAUACUUCACACACGCCUCCCCCACUCUAUUCAAUGCUGGUACGCCGCAGCCCCAGCUGGCCUCGUGCUUCCUUGUCGACAUGAAGGAGGAUAGCAUCGAGGGUAUUUAUGAUACUCUCAAGACAUGCGCGAUGAUCUCGAAGACCGCUGGUGGCAUUGGUCUCAAUGUUCACCGCAUUCGUGCCACUGGCUCCUACAUUGGCGGAACCAAUGGCUCCUCUAACGGUAUUGUUCCCAUGCUCCGUGUGUUCAACAACACUGCCAGAUAUGUUGAUCAGGGAGGCAACAAGCGUCCCGGCGCCUUUGCCAUUUACCUGGAGCCCUGGCACGCGGAUGUCUUUGAAUUCUUGGAUCUGCGUAAGAACCACGGCAAGGAGGAAGUCAGAGCCCGUGAUUUGUUCUAUGCCCUGUGGACACCCGAUCUGUUCAUGAAGCGAGUUGAGGCCAACGGUGACUGGACUCUGUUCUGCCCUAACGAGGCCCCCGGUUUGGCCGAUGUUUAUGGUGACGAGUUUGAUGCUCUUUACGAACGGUAUGAGAAGGAAGGCCGCGGACGUUCUACCAUCAAGGCUCAAAAGCUUUGGUAUGCUAUUCUCGAGGCCCAGACUGAGACCGGAAACCCCUUCAUGCUCUACAAGGAUGCUUGCAACAAGAAGAGCAACCAGAAGAACCUGGGUACUAUCCGCAGCUCCAACCUUUGCACUGAGAUCAUCGAGUACAGCGCUCCUGACGAAGUUGCUGUCUGCAAUCUGGCUUCUCUGGCUCUCCCUACCUUUGUCGACGCGGCCCGUGGAGAGUACGACUUUGGCAAACUCCACGAGGUUGUGCAGGUGUUGGUUCGCAACCUGAACAAGAUCAUUGACAUCAACUACUAUCCCGUUCCCGAGGCGAAGAAGAGCAACAUGCGCCAUCGCCCCAUCGCUCUUGGUGUCAACGGUUUGGCGGAUGCAUUCCUUGCUCUGCGUUUGCCCUUCGAUUCUCCCGAGGCCAGACAGCUUAACACUCAGAUCUUCGAGACAAUCUACCACGGUGCUCUGACUGCGUCGUGCGAGCUGGCCAAGCAGCUUGGACCUUAUGAAACCUAUGAGGGCUCCCCUGUCUCUCAGGGUAUCCUGCAGUAUGACAUGUGGGACCGCACUCCCACUGACCUCUGGGACUGGGAUUCUCUGAAGGCGAAGAUCGCUCAAAGCGGUGUGCGCAACAGUCUGUUGGUGGCGCCCAUGCCCACUGCCAGCACCAGUCAGAUCCUGGGCUUCAAUGAGUGCUUCGAGCCCUACACCUCGAACAUCUAUUCUCGCCGUGUGCUUGCUGGCGAGUUCCAGAUCGUCAACCCUUGGCUGCUCAAGGAUCUUGUUGACCUGGGACUCUGGUCGGAUAACAUGAAGAACCGGAUCAUUGCGGACGGUGGCUCUGUGCAGAAUAUUCCCAACAUUCCUGCGGACAUCAAGGCGCUCUACAAGACGGUCUGGGAGAUCUCUCAGCGGAACAUCCUGCAGAUGGCCGCGGACCGUGGCGCGUUCAUCGACCAGUCUCAGUCGCUCAACAUCCACUUGAAGGAGCCCACCAUGGGCAAGCUUACCAGCAUGCACUUUGCCGGCUGGAAGAUGGGCCUGAAGACGGGCAUGUACUACCUCCGUACGAUGGCGGCCUCUGCUCCUAUCCAGUUUACCGUCGACCAGGAGCAACUUAAGGUUGCCGAUACCAACGUCGCACGGGCCAACCCUGCGUUCAAGAAGCGAGCCGCUGGGGCCACCCCCAACGCAUACGCUGCUGUGCCCCGCGCAUCAGGUACUGAGCUCAACGGACAUAGCGAGAACAGCAACCCGCGAGCUUUGGCGCCCGAGGUGGCGGCGGUCGACGAGCCGGUGGUGCAGACCUCUCAAGAGGUCGACGAGGUGUCAGACAGCGAGGCGCGCGAGAAUGACAUCUACUCGCAAAAGGUACUCCAGUGCAGCAUUGAGAACAAGGAGGCUUGCCUCAUGUGCCAGGGCUAG